Siniperca chuatsi (mandarin fish) is the source of this 5415-nucleotide messenger RNA. RefSeq names its product FERM domain-containing protein 5-like. NCBI's taxonomy places the organism in Eukaryota, Metazoa, Chordata, Actinopteri, Centrarchiformes, Sinipercidae. Gene Ontology annotation, molecular function: cytoskeletal protein binding. Bases 543 to 2267 code for a protein of 574 amino acids. The record is from RefSeq and is a predicted model, not a curated record. The transcript is spliced from 14 exons. Gene Ontology annotation, cellular component: cytoskeleton.
GUAUAAAAUAGGCUACAGAGCAUUUAGUGUCAACUAUCAAUUCGUUUAUCAACUUCUGCAGCAUACCCCCCCGUUAUUAUUCUCCACCAUGUGGCUACAGUCACGACGAACACCAGCCUAUCUGAAUGUCGGCUCCUGUCGUUAACUCUGUGAAGGCAGCAGCUCCGUUGGCUGACAGACUCGCCAUUCACCAGGCUCAGCCCGCCCAGCAGCAUUUAGAGCGGCAUGGCAACGGGGGGGAGAAGGUGUGGUGAGGGGUGACAGUCUAACCGGACCAGAGAGAGAGCAGAGCAGAGCAGCAGUAGCACUAUUUCCACUCCUCUCACUCACUGAAGAAACGCACCGGGUGGUAGGCUACCUCGGCCAGCCAGCGCUCACACACUGACAAAACGAUGCACCACCGCCGCCGCUGCGCACCGUCGCUGCCGCUCACCAGGUGUUGGACCAAAGAACAGCGACGUCUCUAACGUGACAAAGGAUCAAACUUGUAUGUAUGUGCUGUGCGCCCUUCUCCCUGGUCCCGUACACAGACGAUCGAGAAGAUGCUGAGCCGACUGAUGAGCAGCAGCAUCAGGAGUCUGGACAGGGAAUGCAACUGCACUGUGAGGCUGCUGGACGAUUCGGAGUACACCUGCACCAUACAGCGGGAUGCCAAGGGACAGUACCUGUUUGACCUCAUCUGCCACCAUCUCAACCUGCUGGAGAAAGACUACUUUGGCAUUAGAUAUGUUGACCCAGACAAGCAGAGGCAUUGGUUGGAGUUUACAAAGUCAAUUGCCAAACAAAUGAAAUCCCAGCCUCCAUUCACCAUGUGUCUGCGUGUCAAGUUUUACCCACCUGACCCUGCUGCCCUAAAAGAGGAAAUCACAAGAUAUCUCGUCUUCCUGCAGGUUAAGAGGGAUCUCUACCAUGGCCGCCUCCUGUGCAAGACAUCAGAUGCUGCUCUGUUGGCUGCCUACAUAUUACAAGCUGAAAUUGGUGACUACGACCCUGGGAAACACCCAGAGGGCUACAGCUCCAAGUUCCAGUUCUUCCCCAAGCACUCAGAGAAGUUGGAGCGGCGGAUUGCUGAGAUCCACAAAACUGAGCUGAUAGGUCAGAGCCCUGAAACGUCAGAGCUCAACUUCCUCCAGAAGGCUCAGAUGCUGGAGACAUAUGGAGUGGACCCUCAUCCAUGCAAGGAUGUGUCUGGCAACCCAGCUUUUCUGGCUUUUACUCCUUUUGGAUUCACUGUGCUGCAAGGAAACAGGAGGGUCCAUUUCCUCAAAUGGGAGGAGGUGACCAAACUCAAGUUUGAAGCAAAGACAUUCCAUAUAUAUGCAAAUCAGAAGGAGGAUAAGAAGAUCAUACUGACAUACUUUGCACCUACACCUGAGGCCUGUAAGCAUCUGUGGAAGUGUGGAGUCGAGAAUCAGGCCUUCUACAAGUUGGAGAAGUCGAGUCAAGUCCGCACUGUGUCCAGUAGUAAUCUCUUCUUCAAGGGUAGUCGCUUUAGAUACAGUGGAAAGGUUGCAAAAGAGGUAAUGGAACAAAGUGCCAAAAUUAAGAGAGACCCCCCUGAGAUACACAGGGCUGGCAUGGUGCCAAGUAGGAGCUGUCCAUCCAUCACCCACGGCCCUCGUUUGACCAGUGUGCCCAGGACCCGACGGAGAGCUGUGCACAUCUCCAUCAUGGAGGGUCUGGAGUCCCUUCGAGACAGCGCCCACUCCACGCCUGUGCGCUCCGUUUCCCAUGGCGACUCCUUCAUGUCUUCUCGGGGCCACAUGGUGGACGGCAGCGAGGCAAGCACAUCGGCAAUCAUCUCCGAUGAGGCCUACAGCCCCUCAGACAGCGUGCUACCUACACCCGUGGCCGAACACGGGAUGGAGAUGCCUUUGGCUCGUCACCUCAAUGGUGCUCCCUGCAGCAUUGAUGAGGAGAAGGAGUCAGAGGCAGGCGCAUCGAAGGAGGGGCAGGCGGCGGAUUUCACUUCCGGCAGAAGAGCACUGCGUAUGGUCAGGAGCAGGCCGUCACCACCGAGCGACGUAGAGGAGCUGAACAAGUUCAUCCUCAGCGUGUUACGCCUGUUCCUGGUUACCAUCGGACUGCUGUUCGCCCUGCUGCUGCUCCUCAUCAUGCUCACAGAGUCAGACCUGGACAUUGCCUUCCUGAGAGACAUCCGCAAGACACCUGAAUUCCAGCAGUUCCACUUUGAAUACUUCUGCCCUCUGCGGCGCUGGUUCGCCUGUAAGCUACGAUGGAUGGGAGGUUUCCUCAUCAGCAAGUGAGGCAAAGUGAAAGAUGCAGAGACUGAAUGACCCAACACAGGCUUCCACUGAUGGAGAUGGGACACAUACAACAGAGGGUGGGAGGAGAGAAAAGGAAAAGGACGGCAGCCCUAUUCUCAAUAUCAACUCAUCUUCUCCCAGGAAGGUGUUCCUGUCACAAGCCACGGACUGUCCCCUGAAGAGCCUUGUUUAUGUUUGACCAUCACUGCGAGAAAAGGAAAUCACAUUUUACUUUGGAAAUUCAGGUCAUUUCAAGGUAUUUUAUUUUUUACACAAAGUCACAGUAACAGGGUUUAAUUUAAACACUAAAAGGGACAAGCAAGUCUGACAGACUGCACCUCUUCAACCACAGACAAUAGUUGCCUUUAUUUUUGUAUUAAUUUAUAUGUUGCAACAUCAUUGUAAGGCAGAAUGACCUGAUGUGUUGAGGUGUGAGUUGUGUGACCUGAGAGUUUGAGUAAAGUUUUGAGAGAAGAUGAGAUGGGGACCCAUUCUAGCUCAUCUAAUUUUCAUAUUUCAAAGCCAACAACAACAUUCAUUAUGAUGAAAUAUUAUUAUGGUCGCUGCUAUGAGAUUGAAAACUGCUGUUUUGACUUGUACCAGUAUCUGGGGGGUUAGAGAAAGUGUGAAAUGGAAAACCAAGCAGCACUUACUGAAUGUAGAUCAGUCCUGAGUCAAAUAAUAUUUGCAAAUAAUAAAUUUGUUUUAUAAAAUGUUUAAGCAUAUGGAAUUUGCCAUGUAGAGUGAUACAAGUAAGUGUUAAAACAGUCACAGGAGAGAGUAGGAAAAUAAAUAUAGCACACUUUUCCCUGACUUUCCUGAAUUGCCCUGAUGUGUUAUACAACCCAACAUCUGGUAUACAGAAUUUAAACAAAUGCUAAGAAUUAGUUGCAAUAGCUAUUUGACCCAGGAGUGAUGUUGGUGCUGCCCAGUUAGCUUGAAUGAUUAUUUUUGUGUGUGGUCAGACGUCCAUUAACAGUGUGCUCACGUUACCAUUUCUGUCCAGCCACUAGAGCACCAAUAAAGUUUUUUCAUCCAAUGACUAUAAAUUAAGGAUAAAUUGUAAGGAUAUAAGUAAGUAAUGGAGGUGGUAGGUUUACUGAUUCUAUAACAUAGCAGCUAAAUAAUGCUAAUAGCUACAAUCAACUUCUGUGUGUAAGGAACAGUUGUCACUUUGCCGUAGUUACUUUUACAGUAGUUGUAAAGGUGAUGGGACUAUGUGAGCUAGCCCUGUAGUGAUAGUGAAGUGUUUGGUUAGCUCUUUGACUCCCACACUCUGUAGAAGGAGUUUAUCUUGAUGUGAAAUACUGUUAAUAUAAAAAAAACCCCAAGAUCCUUUCCAUUAAGGGAAAUUUGACCUUGAUUUUAUCUUUUGUAAAGUGCAAAAAUUAGUGCUAUUUUCCCACAGUAUACGGUUAAGAGAGCUUGUUUUUAGUUCAAGACCCAUGUUGAGUGAAGGUCAUAUAACUUUGUUUAGCCCUACUGUGUUCAAAUUUAUGCAUUUGUCUGUAAAGGCUGAAUAUAUUUAAAAUCAUGUUUCCAUUUUUGUACAAACUGAUGUCUCGUUAACACAUGGAGAUUUCCUCACAGUGACUUUUAAUGGACUUGAAGCAUUAUUUUUUACAGCGGAUACAUAGUUUUAAGCCCUGCUUACAAGAGAGCCUAAGAUAAGUCAUGUUUACGUCCUACUGCAAUCUUCAUCAUCACACCUACCAAAGAAACCUCUGUUGUCUGAUAUUCAGUCAGUUUGCGUCAACAGAUGGAAACUCUGAUAGUCUGCUGUCCUUCUCCAGCCUUACUACGUACGUUAUUUCACAGCUUAGCCUGCAGUGCGUCUUCACAGCCCAGAGCUGUUAACUAUUGGUCCUCUUAACAAGCCUAAGUAUUUGAUUAGGAAAUGUAUAUGCUGUGUGUCAGUGGUAAUUACAGGCUGAUCAGCAGGUAUACAACCAUAGACUGUAAUCAACAUUAUACCUAAAAAAAUGGAUGUAUUAUUUAUGCAAGAGAGAUGGUUUAGGAAAGUGAUUGGCUGAGGAGUUUAGGAAAUGUAGGUGCCUAUAGGCAUUUUGAAAAGUUUGAAAGUUAACACAAAAACAGUAGAAUCCCUGUAGUAUUAAAUACCUAGGCUUUAAAUGUUGAUUUUAUUUUUGUACAGUAUUGAUAUUUUCAAAUUCAGGAACCCUCAUAUUUUGUGGUUUGUUUUCAGACUUGAUAAAUUACUUAUGUAUUUGCUUUAAUUCAGAUGGUGCUUGGUGGUUUAUGAUUGAUGUGUUAGGUGAAAGGUGAGCAUGUAUGGGGAAAAAAGGCCAGUCAAUUAACUUUUAACUUAUAAUUUGUACUUUAAAGUCUCAUUUUAUGUUCAUGUGUAUGAAAAACUUUAUAACAUAAUUUGAGCAAUAAAUAUUACAGAUAAUGUAAUGAAUAUUAAUAACCAUAAACUGCAAACUAAUAUUUGUCUCUGUCUGCAAGACAUGCAAAAUGUCUUUUGAAUCGCGUCAGAAGGUAAAACAGUUCCUGAUUACCCCAGUGUCAAAGAUAAGUCUCCAAAAUAUCCAUUCUCAAAAAAAUAAAUAACCCCCUUUCAUGUAAAUCCUGUUUGGUUGUUGCCUAAUCCUAGACUGAUCUUCCUUGACUCAAUUUAUAGAAACAGUAGAUGCAAGUUUUCUUGUGAAAGUAUGUGUAAAUGAACUGAACACAUCAGACAGUUGAUCCAUUUUCACUUGACUCUGAACAGGUUUUUACCACAACGAAAGUGGAGCAGUUGGUAUUUUUGGCUAAUUUUAACAGCAUACGUAGCAUAUUCAACUACUUGAAUCUUUCUUUUUGCAAUAUUGUUGCAAUAUUUUUUUUUUGUAUUGCUAAAAAUCGGUUCAGGUCACUUGAACUGGCAUAGUGAUAAAAACAGUUGACAGUUCCAUUGACAGGCAACUCUUGUACUCAUAUUACUGCAUCAUGUAAACAGGAAUAAGGCCUCAGAUGUGGUCUUACUAUAAGCUUCCUUCCUGUACCAUGGCCCUGCACAUGGAAAUGUCUCUGUAAGCAUGUGUUCUGCAUUUAUUACCUCCAAACAAGACUGCUUAUUUCCAAUCACUGAAUGAGGACUGGUGUAAUCUAUUUAUGAAUAAAUAUAAUCUAUUCUUGACAUCUG